UGUGCAUGUGCAGGAUCUGCAGGCGUCAACGUCCCGUUGCUGAAUUGGCAAAUGAUCGAGAGCGGCGGACAUCUGAAGCCAGUGAUGUUGUGCUGAUGGAUGACCAGGGAGUGCGUAAAGACAGCAUUGAAUCUGCAGAUUAUUCUGCCCGCUACCAAACACACGAGGGCACUGUGAACACCUCCAUCAAGUAUCACAAGACUGACACACCAAGCAUGUGGGUAACGCAAGGAUCCAUGUCAUCAGGUAGCACAACCCAGCCCACACAUCUCGUAUCAUCAGCAACUGUCAUCGUCCCUACGCCCGGUCUAUCAGGCCAGACCGCCGCACAGAAACCAUCCUACAGCAAGCCUUCGCGCGACACAUUCAACCGCAGCCAUGGUCAACACGGAUCGGGUACAGCCAUGGAUCUGCAGGCGGCAUGUCAGGCGCUGGCAUCGGGAUCACCUCGCAAUGCAACCGAAAGGUUUAUGAGUGCUGCUCAGCCUCACCCACCGCCUUCAACGCCACGAAAACCUGACAACAACAGCGGACUUAACCCACAGGAAACCUACUCUCACCUGGACCGCUGCGGCUCGAAUGCCGACGGCGUUUCCGUGAGUGGCUACUUGACAGCGCGCACACCGGAGAACAAUGCGGCUGCCCCUCCAGCAGAAGCUUACGGAAGUCUUCACCUGCCAGCAGUGUAUGACGCACUGCACGACACGAACCAGAACAACUCCGUAUCUGACUCCACCUACAGCCUGUUCGGCGAAGUGAACGAUGGCGUUCGUACCCAGUCUCGUGCUGCUUCACCAAGCGUUGGAGCCAUGGCAAUGGCAGCAGCGGUGCCAGCCCAGACAGCAGGACGCCGCACUCCCAACAGGUAUGGUGACAAUACAGCUGGCCCCGCAUUGCAACCUUACGGCAGUCUACAACAGCCAGAGAGGUAUAGCGCAUUGCAGGAGAGGAACGAGGAUCAACCAGGCUAACUCUAGCCCUCAGCGUCACAGCCCGAGAUAUCAGAGUGAAGUCCCCUGCUAACGCUGCUGAACCAUCCAACCAGUGUGUUGCAUGAAGAGUGGAACCAACUUAGUAUGUAAGAUGUACACCUGGUUUGUACGCUAUUUUUCCUACGCAUGCAUUUUCCAACUAUCAGUGUAACUACAUUUUGUGCUGUCCAUUUCUUAGUUUAUGUGGACAGCAGCCCUUCUCUCUUCAUACAAUUCCUCGGGAAUCACGCAUUCUAUUGCUGAAAGUAGGUAUGUAAAACACAUGCAGAUGUUUGCUUUAAAUUUGUUCAUCCGAGAAAUGUUUCUCACGUUCAUAUCCAAUCGCUAUAUUAGGUGCUGUUUUAUCUAUGCAUGUCUGGUUUGCUUCAUUUCUAUUUAUGGCAAGCAAGGACAUUUAAGAAAGCUAUUUGAGAUUUUUGUAAAUAUUUUUGGUUCUUGUUUACUUACCUACGUAUAAUGUUAUAGGGACUGGAGACUGUCAUUAAUGAAAACCGGAAUACAUGCCUCUCUGUGCGGUGUAACCCUUCGAUUAAUUUAGAGGAGAUUAAGGAUUUCUGUUAGGCUUUCUGUUUUCAUUGAGAGAUAUGUUGGUAAGGUAUUUCAUUUGCGAGAACAGAAAGUUUCUAUUUUAUUACACAGCUAGGCUUAGUUAUCUUGGAUGUACAUCCAAAAUUCAUUGCAGUAUGGUUAUUAUGUCCAGAACUCAAAAGAUGUGUAUUAACAUUAUUAUGUACAUCAUGAUAGCUAUAUUUCAUGUCCGAUGGCGGCCUAUCUUUUCGUUUUUCCUUCAUUACCUUGGCACAUGUUAUUGGGGCUGGAUAUCAUUUUCACUAAAUUUAGAGGAGAUAAAGAUUUUCUGUUAGGCUUUCUGUUUUCAUUGAGAGAUAUGUUGAUGAGGUAUUUGAUUUGCGAGAGCAAAAAGUUUAUAUUUCAUUACACAGCUAGGAUCA
Molecule: messenger RNA, 1942 nt
Organism: Sycon ciliatum
Lineage: Eukaryota; Metazoa; Porifera; Calcarea; Leucosolenida; Sycettidae
Exons: 11
Coding region: 6-971 (321 amino acids)
Source: RefSeq, a predicted model, not a curated record